CCCACUUCUAAAAGGUUUAUGUUAAAUAGUAUAUCUAUAAAUACACAAGAAUAGGUUAAUUACUUCAUUAAUCCUAUCAUUGAAAUUUUAACUCACAAAGCUUCCCUAAAAUUUCUCCAUCAUGGCAAAAACCAGGUUUUUACGUCCACUGUUCAUUUUUUUCCUUAGCUUUUCAACCUUAGUAAUUUCUUCAUCUUCUUAUAAUCCAAUUAAUAUCAACACCAUAGAUAAUCUUCCAAACACAUUAUUGAAAAAAGGCUAUGUUUCAAUGUCAAUUAUUCUUGAAAAUACCAUAAAUCGUCUUAUUUCUUCUUCUCCUAACACUACAAAUUUCACCAUAUUUUGUCCUACUGAAAGAGCUUUUCUAAACAUAUUUCCAAAAUAUCAAGACCCUCCUUAUAGAUUAAUUCAAUAUCAUGUUGUCCCUUUGAAAUUAAAUAAAAAUAUUCUCGAAACUUAUUAUCCUAGAAGGUCCAAGCUAAAAACCCUACUCCCUGACCACAAUAUUAUUACUACUACGUUGCCUUAUUUCGAAAUAGUUUCUAUUAACAACGUUGAUAUCGCCGAAUGGGACGUAUACAAUGAUGGACGUGUGAUUGUGCAUGGAGUUGAUGAAUUUUUUGAUCCAGCAUUAGAGAUAUUAUUUUAUCCUAAUAAUCGCGACGUUGAUAGUUCUUCAGGCAUGGAGAAGAAAAUUGAAGAGAUGAGAUAUGGUUUUACGUUUGGAGAUUAUGUUGAUUAUUGGAUUAAAAAUCCUCAAUUGAUGGUUCAACUAAUUUGGCUAAUUUUGGAAGUGGGAUUUCUAAUCAUAGGUCUUUGUUAUAUCGUGCAUUGUUGUGUUUUGCAGGCUGAAGAUUAUAUGGAUGAUAAUAACGAGGAUGAUACAUAUGUUGUGCUCGAGGAGGAUGAGAUCAAAGUUGCAUUACUUGCUUAGGCUUACUUUAAUUAGAUUAGAUUAAGUUUUGUAACGUUCUCUUUUAGACCUUUUUUUUUUGUUUGUAUGUUGAGUUGAAUUAUUGAUAUGCUAUUAUUCUUUUUUAUGUUAUCUGUCAAUCUAUUACAACCCUCCUCCCUUAUUUGGGCAAUGAAUG
Messenger RNA from Lycium ferocissimum, 1091 nucleotides. RefSeq names its product putative fasciclin-like arabinogalactan protein 20. The transcript has a single exon. The record is from RefSeq and is a predicted model, not a curated record. Bases 122 to 934 code for a protein of 270 amino acids. Lineage: Eukaryota; Viridiplantae; Streptophyta; Magnoliopsida; Solanales; Solanaceae.